UAGGUUUCGCGUAUCUGCUAAAAAUGGAGGGAAAGUCAUAUAUGAAGACACAAAUUCUUUUUAUGCCCCAUAUCAAAAAAGAUAUUAUUACCUUAACGUAAAUCGACAUUUGCAACGCUCGAACUUGAAUUCGACGAAGUACCACCAACUCAUUGUUUUGAAUACAACGAAACAUGUUCAACGGAUGCACUAAAAGCUGAUGAUUUUGUUACUAAGCAAAAUUUGACAGUUUAUUGGUCUGGAUGGAACGAUGUAGAUUCCGGUAUUGACUGGUUUGAAUUUAAUAUCUACUACCUAGAAUCAAUAGAUAACGGUCCCCUUCAGUACAGAAAUAUGUUGCCAGCAACCAUUAUAGACACUAAACUGAAUUCGGCGGAACUGAAAUUGGAAGAACCAGGACCUUAUUCUAUAGAAAUGAAGGUGCAUGAUCGUGUAAAGAAUGCAAAAGUUACAAGAAGAAUCAUCAUGUAUGAUAAUGCAUCAGUCGUUGAACUUGUUGGCAAUAAAAGUUGUAGAAUUAUUCAAGCUCAACCUACAGGAUGGGUCAAUAAGUUCAGCGAUCAAAUAGAAAUAGUUUGGACUGGAAGAUUUCGUAAUAUGAGACAUAACAAUGGAGGGUGGCUGAAUGAAGUUCAAGACUCGGAAAACGUCGCCAAAAUCCUUGAUGAUCAGAAUGCAAGAUCAAAAAGAACCAUUGAAGAAUUGCCAAACGUUUACGGAAUUAUACGAUUUGAAAUUGCCCGGACACAAGAGCUUUUUGGCACAGUAGAUUACAAAACAUUUUAUCGUAUACCUGAUGAUUAUGUUUUACUGGAGAAGAUGGUACUCACAGAUUUGCAGUUAACUGAUGGCAAGAAGGUGACAUACACUAUUCGAGGAGUGGAUGUAUUUGGAGAAUUCGCAGAAGACAACAUUUCAUUCAUGAUAGAUCUUUCUCCACCAGUUAUAGAACAUCUAUGGCUACGAAAGGGGAAUUUAAUCAAUAUAAGCAUGCAUAACAUGUUAGAUUUGUCAGAUCUUAUAAUUGAAUGGGAAACAUUUGAUAUAAAUAGCGGAAUAAGUGAAAUGUCGUGGACAAUUUUUGAAAAUUUGACAAAUCAUGAUAUCAUAUAA
This is a messenger RNA of Ruditapes philippinarum (Manila clam), 1113 nucleotides long. RefSeq lists its product as uncharacterized. The record is from RefSeq and is a predicted model, not a curated record. Bases 334 to 1113 code for a protein of 259 amino acids. Lineage: Eukaryota; Metazoa; Mollusca; Bivalvia; Venerida; Veneridae. The transcript is spliced from 5 exons.